Molecule: messenger RNA, 1072 nt
Organism: Podarcis raffonei (Aeolian wall lizard)
Lineage: Eukaryota; Metazoa; Chordata; Lepidosauria; Squamata; Lacertidae
Product: lymphotactin-like
Exons: 3
Coding region: 127-447 (106 amino acids)
Biological process (GO): immune response
Cellular component (GO): extracellular region
Molecular function (GO): chemokine activity
Source: RefSeq, a predicted model, not a curated record
CCUCUCAUCCUCCCCAUUACGCCUCUUGCUCAGGAAGGGUCCAGGAAGGGUCCAGCGAGCUAUAAAAAUCUGCUGAGGGGAACCCUUAGUUACUUGUAGUCCCAUCACCUCAGGAAAGGAUCAAACAUGAAACUCUACACAGCAGCCAUUCUGACCAUCGCUUUUUUCGAGCUCUUCAGUGUAUAUAUUAUUACAGGAACGCUUGGAUCUCAGACUAUGGCACUCGACUCCUGUAUAACCUUGGAGACAAAUGAAAUGAACAUCCGAAGAUUUGCUAGUUAUACAACCCAAACCAGACCAGUAAAAGCUGUGAUCUUAAUCACCAGAAGAGGUGUCAAGGUCUGUGUGCCACAUGAUCUUCCAUGGGUGACAAAAACCAUGAACUACUUGGACCAAAAAAAGGCAAUACAACAAAGAAGAACAACAUCUAGGAAGAUGACCAGCUAAGCUGCCGCACAUCAAAUCAUCAAUAGCUGCUCAUAACUUUGGCUAAUUCCUGACUGGAAAUAAAGUUACUGAACUGAUGUAGUUUCACUGGAAUCUAUUCAUUCAUCAAAGCAAUGCUGAUGCAAUUACAGCAUUUUAAUGCUGCCUUUAGUCUUAAUUAUUUUAGGAUAACCUUUUUUAUUUAUUGAAAGAAGGCAGCUCUUUCAAUAUUUUCAAUUGAAGCUGUUUUCAGUGUUUGGGGAGUACUUAUUCAGAGUUUCCCUUUUCAUCAUAUUGUUUCUCUGGUUUAUAGUGUCCUUCGAAGACAAUAUUAAUGUAGAGUGUUCUAUGAUUGCAUACAACUUAUUGUUCCCCUGUUAGGAUGGAUGAGGGCUUCCUGUGCUUAAGAUAUCACUGAUUAUACAAACGUAAACCCCAGGGGAUGCUGGGGGUUGGGGGGAGAGGAGCCCUAGAAACCAAUCUGGCACUUACAAAAUGAUGAGGACCCCAUGGAUAUUCAGAAUGUCCUUUUAUCUCAUGAACCUUCAUGUGAAUAGCCAGAUUUCUAGGUAAAGCUCAUCACUCUUCCACAGUGCCAGUUAGCAAAAGAGUUUUUGCACUAGCUAGGUCACUAAGAUACUUAUGG